Myxocyprinus asiaticus (Chinese sucker) is the source of this 2926-nucleotide messenger RNA. It is a transcript of the gene cdkn2aip, whose product is annotated as CDKN2A interacting protein. NCBI's taxonomy places the organism in Eukaryota, Metazoa, Chordata, Actinopteri, Cypriniformes, Catostomidae. The transcript is spliced from 4 exons. Gene Ontology annotation, cellular component: nucleoplasm; nucleolus. The coding region runs from base 115 to 1053 and encodes 312 amino acids. The record is from RefSeq and is a predicted model, not a curated record.
CGCAAACCCAAGCGCGUCAAGGGAAGCACACUGGCAGUUCUACCACAACAUUGCAAAUAUUAUUUUACUGUCUACAUCUGAUGAGGAGUCAACGAAGGGAAUACCUUUAGCGUGAUGGCGCAGGGGAGAGGAGAAGACAUCGUCUCAGAGUUCCUCGAUCAGAAUCCAAACCUGGUGAACUGGGUGGAAUCAUUAAGAGGACACUGUGAGACAAAUAAACAGUGGGAAGCCAGAAGAGAGUUUAUCCUGCGCAAUAUGGAGAUCUUUCCUACUAUCCGACCUGGGACCCCAAGUCCUAGUUUGGACAGACUACUGUCUCUGUCCAUGGUUUGGGCCAACCACGUGUUUCUGGGCUGUCGAUACCCACAACCUGUAAUGGACAAGGUAAAUGAAAUGGCAGAAGGAAUCACUGUGAAAGAGGCCCCUGAGAGAAAGACUAGAGAUGAAAUCAUGGGGAAAACAAAAAGACCUGCCGUCUCAGCAGUGGCUGCUGACUACCUGGUAAAGAAGACUAAACCCAAUGAUACAGACCUUAAAGCUCCUGUGAAGAGUGUUGGGCAUCCAGCUGCCAGUACUCUGAAAUCAGGCCCUUCACCAGGGGCUCCCGCAGAGCACCAACCCUUUUUCAACCGACUCUACAAGGCCGUUGCAUGGAAGCUUGUGUCUGCGGGUGGCUAUGGCCCCAACCUGGAACAUUUUGAGAUCUUCCGCAGUUGUGUGGAGUCAUGCAAGGCCAGCCUUAGCUGUGUGUUCGUUCCACUCAAAGACAUUCCUGACCUGCCCUCGGGACGUACCCAGAGAGAAGGCCAGGUAUGUGAACUGCGCUGCCACACCGUUUACAUGGGUACAGGUUACGGACGUGAUGAGUGUGCCGCCAGGGCAAUGGCCUCCAAGGAAGCACUCAAAGUAUUUCAAGGGCAGAAAGUGACAGUGAAAGUUUGCCGCCGCAGGUUCAGAGGACGAGACGUCGAAGAUUUGGUUCUGCUGGAUGAACAGCCCAGGAGUCAAGUCUUUCCUCCAGCUCUCAGCUACCCCUUUCAUGGAGACCAGUAGAGCUCCAUUCUGCUGGAGUGGUACCAGGGUUACCAUUAAAUAUAAAGUUGUUGAUUCAGUUCUGACCGCUGUGGAGAUCCUUGCUGCAUUUUCCGUUGUUUUCUUUGUCUAUGGUCAUUCAGAAUGGCACUAUGAAGAAGUACGUAGUAGGUUUAUUCAGUGGUUUAUAAAGGGAAAUAAAAAAAAAUUAUGUUCCAAAAUAUAAUAGUUAAUCAUCCAUAACUGUUUAUUUAUAGCCUUGGUUAUGGUUUGUGGUUAUUAAGUUUAGAUGGGGAUCCUCAAACAUCCAAAACUCAAGUUAAAUCUGACCUUGAAAAUGUUUGACUUAGAUGUUCUAAGUAGUUUGAAAAUGUUGUUGUUUUAAUUAGUAAAAGAUCGCUUGAGUAUGAUUUAUUUAUUGCUACAGCAUUACACUGAGAAUGUACAGUUUGCAGAUGACAACCUGUUGGAAAUGGAAUAUGUGAGUUUCAAUUCAAAAGGAUGUUAUUCACAAGAGUAAAUCUGGAAUUCCUCCAGACAGAACUGGUGUAACUGAGUCAGGUUUGUAGGCCUCCUUGCUCACACACGCUUUUUCAGUUCUGCCCACAAAUUUUCUAUCGGCUUGAGGUCAGGGCUUUGUGAUGGCCACUCCAAUACCUUGACUUUGUUGUCCUUAAGCCAUUUUGCCACAAUUCUGGAGGUAUUCUCGGGGUCAUUGUCCAUUUGGAAGACCCAUUUGCGACCGAGCUUUAACUUCCUGGCUCAUGUCUUGAGAUGUUGCUUCAAUAUAUCCAAAUAAUUUUCCUUCCUCAUGAUGCCAUCUAUUUUGUGAAGUGCACCAGUCCCUCCUGCAGCAAAGCACCCCCACAACAUGAUGCUGCCACCCCCAUGCUUCACGGUUGGGAUGAUGUUCUUCGGCUUGCAAGCCUCACCCUGUUUUUGUUUCAUCAGACUGGAGGACAUUUCUCCAAAAAGUAAGAUCUUUGUCCCCAUGUGCACUUGCAAACUGUAGUCUGGCUUUUUUAUGGCAGUUUUGGAGCAGUGGCUUCUUUCUUGCUGAGCAGCCUUUCAGGUUAUGUCGAUAUAGGACUCGUUUUACUGUGGAUAUAGAUACUUGUCUAUCUGAUUCCUCCAGCAUCUUCACAAGGUCCUUUGCUGUUGUUCUGGGAUUGAUUUGCAAUGUUCGCACCAAACGACGUUCAUCUCUAGGAGACAGAAUGCGUCUCCUUCCUGAGCGGUAUGAUGGUGGCGCGGUCCUAUGGUGUUUAUACUUGCGUACUAUUGUUUGUACAGAUGAACGUGGUACCUUCAGGCAUUUGGAAAUUGUUGCCAAGGAUGAACCAGAUUUGUGGAGGUCCACAGUUUUUUUUCUGAGGUCUUGGCUGAUUUCUUUAGAUUUUCGUAAAAUGAGUUUUAAUAACGUCAGCCUAAGUGGAUGUAAACUUCUGACUUCAACUGUAUAAGCAAUUUUGUUAACUUUAACAUUUUACAUAUAUUUAUUAAUUACAAAUAUACCUUUUUGUCAACAUAUAUUGAAAUUAAAGUUUGCACUGUGUUAGCUUGAGAUCUAAAUUUCAUGUAUCAGUGUCACAAUUGUGGGUAACCUUGUUGUGGACUUUUGGGCAGAAUGGUUGAAUGUUCAAAAUAAAUAAAGUAAAAAUGCCAUCUGUUUAAAAAUGAUGUUAAAUGUGGGAGCAGAAAUAUGGAAACCAGUGUUUGGUUUACUGUAGUCUAAACUUCACUAGGGUGUUACUUUUGGUCCAGUUUCUAUCAUACUAGAUACUCUGAUUUCAAAUAAAAUGUAACAAUUUGUGCUAUUUUGUGAUAUGACAUUUUUAAUGUAGUGGCUUUUUGAAAAUAAAAAUGUGUAAUGCUCAUUUCUGUCAAUAUCUAA